AUGGCAAAUGAUUUGAGCCAGGCCCUCGACGGCAUGAAACUCGAAGAUGGCAGGCCAGAUGUUCAGUUACGCACAUCAGCAAUACAAUAUCUCCUCAAUAGCUCAACCUUGACAUUCGGAGAAAUGCGAUUACUCAAAGCCCAUUUUGAUCGAAUGAAAUUUUAUUAUGAUGGCAUUGCUCAAUUACCAGCCGAGAUUCUUGUGCUUGUCAUGGAGUAUCUCGAUCUCGAGGACUUUAUGUUUAUGCGUUGCGUGUCGAAGUACUGGAGAGCGAAAUUGUCCAGCGAACAGCUUUGCACGUCACUACUCAAGAUCCACUUUCGUAAAACUUGGGAGAUCAAAUUCAAGUCAUCGCAAGAUAAUAACAGGCAGCUAAAGGUUGAUGAUUUCCUUGGCAUGUGUACCGGACGACUUAAGAGAGACCGUGGCAUGUAUGAUCAAAUAAUGCACUACGAUUAUUUAUCAGACCCAAACAACGACAGGUUCUAUUCAAAAUGGUGCCACGAAAGCUGUUAUAGAAGGAGGUUUCAAUACAAAAACGGAAGAAUAGCAAUGAGAGAGGAUCCUAGCACCAUUCAAGUCAAUGAUCUCCGUACACAUGUUUCAAGACGCUAUUUGCAUGAGUCUCGAUAUAGCUUCGAACAUUGGUUACUUUCAGAUCAAAUUCUCGUAGCCUAUUUUGAUAGUCCAAAACCACGAUUCAACGUAUGGCAGCUUGAUGAAGAAAAUGACCCAAAGGUAAUUCAUCUGGACUGUCGUUAUGAGAUAUUGGGCGCCCAUAACAAAGAGAUUGCUUUCGGUGAUAAGAGUCUUUCGGAUCACCCUGUUUACGUCUGGAAUGAUGGCCACGUCAAAAAGCUUCCCCUUCCGGAAUUCGGCGAUUUAUACCCUAAUUAUGAUAUUAAGUUCUGCGAAAUCUACUUCCAUCCCACUCAAGAGAAUCACCAUUUCUUAUUCUAUCACGCGUCUUGUUCACCCUUGGAUGGAACUUCACGCGAAACCGGGAGAGAUUUAAUUAUUGUUCAAGAAUACAUCGCAGGAGUACCACAAGGACAGUGGAAUGAAGUGCUUGGAUCAUGCUUCGUGAAAACCAUGCUCAAGUUUCAAAUCAUUAGCAACGACGGUGUUGUUGCAAUUCUUUCACGAAUAAUUCGCUCGCCAGAAAAGAGAGCUUCCAUUCAUCGAACACCUUGUAACCAUGAUAUAUCAUCAGCUACAAAUGCUGGCGCUUACUUCCUCAUGACCUUCAACCUCAUAACUCAAAAGUUUGGAGCCAUCUCAACUCACCUCGAGCCGUUUCUGGAACCCGUCCCUACUCCUCUAAACCCGUUGUUUUGGCGUGGUCGGGCUACUGUUCCAUACGAUAGUAGAAACGCCGGUACGUACGCCGAGCGUUUGGAGCCCGACACAGAAAAGAUGCCAUAUUCUCUAGUCUCCUCAAGUAUCUGCGAUGCGACGAAGAAGAAUCCGCAAUGUGUGGGAAAGCACAACUUUACUCCAGCAAGCGGCUUGAGCGCACUUGCCGCCUUCUGUUUACCCAUCGACAUAGAAGCAACUACAACGUCAAAUGAAUUCAACAAGGGAGCUGUGUGGGGCGAUGAUGACUUUAUAAUCUAUAGUCAUCACAAAGGAUACAUUGUAUGGAGUUUUAACCAAAGGAACACCUUACCCAUCGGUUUGGAGGACUCCUCCCCAGUCUCCUCGACCACAGGAAAAUCGAUCCAGAAAAUAUCAAAGUGGAGUAGGAAUAACGAAGUGGCAAUUUUCGAAAGAUGA
Molecule: messenger RNA, 1776 nt
Organism: Botrytis deweyae
Lineage: Eukaryota; Fungi; Ascomycota; Leotiomycetes; Helotiales; Sclerotiniaceae
Exons: 3
Coding region: 1-1776 (591 amino acids)
Molecular function (GO): protein binding
Source: RefSeq, a predicted model, not a curated record